This is a messenger RNA of Nerophis ophidion (straightnose pipefish), 3890 nucleotides long. RefSeq names its product inka box actin regulator 2 (gene inka2). Gene Ontology annotation, molecular function: protein serine/threonine kinase inhibitor activity; protein kinase binding. The transcript is spliced from 2 exons. NCBI's taxonomy places the organism in Eukaryota, Metazoa, Chordata, Actinopteri, Syngnathiformes, Syngnathidae. Bases 192 to 1433 code for a protein of 413 amino acids. The record is from RefSeq and is a predicted model, not a curated record. Gene Ontology annotation, cellular component: nucleus.
CACAUUUUACUCCAUUUGCCUGCCAGCUAGCGAGGGUUCCACAGCAGAGACAUGUCGGGCUAACACUAACAUAUAACUCCACAUUACACAUAAACAGACAUGUUUUGCGAGCCCACUACAGGAAUUUUCACGGUGCGACUCGUUGCGUGACGUUUUGGCGAGUGAGUGCUUUUUUUAAAUUUAUUUAAAGGAUGGAGCAGCCUACCUUUAAGAAGAAGAACAUGGACGUUUGUCUACGCAGGCUGAAGCAGGAACUGGUGUCCAUGAAAGAAGCAGGAGAUGGUCUCCACGCUCAGAUGAAUUCGAUGAUGGGAGCCCUCCAAGAACUCAAGCUCCUUCAGGUCCAGACAACUCUCGAAAGUCUCAGCCUGUCCGCUCGACCGGUCCUAAGAGGUGGAACCCAUCACCGGGACACACCAGUUUCUGGCACAACGUCCACAAGCGCUUCAGUCGGAGAUCAAAGGUUGUCUGACACACUCAGCCUGAGUCCGGACACUUCCAUGGAGUUCGGGGCCACGUUUUCCAGAGAUGGACAAAGUAGAUACAGCACUGAAGAGACUUUGUCUUCUGGAUCCAGUCUGGAGUUGGAUAGAGUAACGCAAAGCGAGAAUAACCAGGAGGCGUUACCAAGGAGGUGGUCAGGCUACAUGGCACCACAGGUGGACUUCUAUGGGCCAGUGGUGGGGACACCUCCUCCAGAACCAUACGUCCAACCCCAGGCUCCUCUGCGUUCACAGGAGGUGGAUCUGCCAAACAUCCUCAGCAGACUCUCCAGGGAAGGUCCAUCAUUGGACAACAACUGCUCCCAGGACGGUGUUGAUGAUGCUGGCGACUGGACUUCCUCGCUCAUGAGCCGCACUCGCAACCGCCAGCCUUUAGUGCUUGGAGACAACAUCUUUGCCGACCUCGUAGGCAAUUGGCUGGACUUGCCAGAGGUAGAGACGGAUGUGGGGAAGGAGGAGACAAGGAUGAAGAGGGAGGUGGAGAUGCCAGACGAAAGCUCCGACAUACCGGACGCUCUGGCUCACCCACUCCGUCUUAGCCGCUCUCAGGAAUUCUGCCGGAAGUUCUCGCUCACCACAAACAUCUUCAAGAAGUUCUUCCGCAGCGUUCGACCAGACCGGGACAAGCUGCUGAAGGAAAGGCCCGGCUGGAUGGCGCCUGAGCUCCCAGAGGGCGACUUCUUCAAACGGCCCAAAAAGAUGGCUUCCAAAAGCAGCCAGAAAGGAAGCUUCUACUUGCCGUUCUGGGCUAACAGCGGGCCACAGGGUAAAGGGCGGUUGGGUCACACUGAAACUCUGACAGAACAAAAUCACUUCCACCAUGUCCACGACAAACCUUUCGCAGGGAUUUAUUUAGACCGAAGACAGCCAGAGACUAGUUUGAGGAAAGGGCAGCCAUUGUUUGACAACAACAAAGCUGUGUGGGUUUAACGGACCAGCCUGUACCAGGAGCAAACUUCACAGCCACAGCAUCUAGACCCUGCAUCAUGAGGGCGACGUUUCUAUCUGACAAUCCUAAAACCAUGAACAUCUUUUACCAGGGAGUGUUAAAGACAUUUUUGUACCAGCCAAAGUUUCUCUGACUGGAACAUCUCAAAUGGUACUUCAAGGACUCUUACCAAACAGUCCUGUCUGUGUACGCACAAACAUUCUAUUCGGGUCCAACACAAGUUCAUGUCUACCAGCUAACCCCCUCUGCAUGUCGGUAGAAAGAAACUGUUUGGUUAAGGACCUACAUUCAAACCUAAAGGUGAUUGGAUGACGGUUGUUUGGGUCGUAUCCAUUAUCUAAUCAGAUCAACUCGUUAAAAAGUACAAGGUGCUAGUUUUUGACAGGUAGCUUUUUCUCCAACGAUGCUAUUGUCUAUAAGUAACCAUAUCGGGAGAUUCUCUGCAGAUAAUUUUACUUCCCCAAGUAUUUCUGCCUUACAGAAAACUGGAAAAUUGGACCUUUCUUACCUUAGACUAUAAAAAGAACCCGAGAUCAGAGUUGCUACUAGGAAACUCGGGUGUAUAAAUGGCCAAAAAUGCCGUAAAAGAUUAUUUUAACGUUUUUAACUCCAUGCAAGGGAAGUGGCCCAACCUCUACUCUACAUUGUUUGCUGAAAUUUAAAGACUGCCCAAAAGAAGUAAGAUCGCGAUGGUCAGCCAUGUUUUCUUUUUGUAUACUUUGGCCAGGACUACUUUGACAAUAAGGCCUGGUAAGAUGUGAGAGUGAUAUAUGGGUAUAAGAAAUGCCUCCUGGUCGAAAAGUACGGUUAGGAACAUGUAGCUUCCGAGCUCCAAGGGAUGUAAACAAAGUAAGAUAGCGAUGGUCAACCAUGUUUUUUUCCGUUACUUUGGCCAGGACUACUUUGACAAUAAGGCCUGGUAAGGUCUGAGAGUGAUAUCUGGGUAUAAGAAAUGCCUCCUUGUCGAAAAAUACGGUUAGGAACAUGUAGCAACCGAACUCCAAGGGAUGUAAACAAAGUAAGAUAGCAAUGGUCAACCAUGUUUUUUUCCGUUACUUUGGCCAGGACUACUUUGACGAUGAGGUCUGAGAGUGAUAUCUGGGUAUAAGAAAUGCCUCCUGGUCGAAAAGUACGGUUAGGAACAUGUAGCAACCGAGCUCCAAGGGAUGUAAACAAAGUAAGAUAGCGAUGGUCAAGCAUGUUUUUUUCGUUACUUUGGCCAAGACUACUUUGACGAUGAGGCCAUCUAAGGUCUGAGAGAGAUAUCUGGGUAUAAGAAAUGCCUCCUGGUCGAAAAGUACGGUUAGGAACAUGUAGCAACCGAACUCCAAGGGAUGUAAACAAAGUAAGAUAGCGAUGGUCAACCAUGUUUUUUUCCGUUAUUUAGGCCAGGACUACUUUGACAAUAAGGCUUGGUAAGAUCUGAGAAUUAUAUCUAAUAUAAGAAAUGCCUCUUGGUUCCAAAAGUACGGUUAGGAACAUGUAACAACCGAGCUCCAAGGGUUGUAAACAAAGUAAGAUAUCGAUAGUCAAGCAUGUUUUUUUCGUUACUUUGGCCAGGGCUACUUUGGCGAUGAGGUCUAAGAGAGAUAUCUGGGUAUAAGAAAUGCCUACUGGUCAAAAAGUACGGUUAGGAACAUGUAGCAUCCGAGCUCCAAGGGAUAUAAACAAAGUAAGAUAGCGAUGGUCAACCAUGUUUUUUUCCGUUACUUUGGCCAGGACUACUUUGACAAUAAGGCCUGGUAAGGUCUAACAGUGAUAUCUGGAUAUAAGAAAUUCCUCCUGGUCGAAAAGUACGGUUAGGAACACGUAGCAACCGAGCUCCAAGGUAUGUAAACAAAGGUCAAAAACUGCGGCUUUGACCAAAAUUGCCAAUGUUUUGGGAGGCUACGAGCUCGGUGUCGUCAAAGGAUAGCAGAAGCCGCACGUUCAACUUGUUUGUGUUUUUGUUAGUAGGGUAAACAUGGCAGACCCAACCACUGACUGCCAUCUGCCAUUACAAAUAUUUAUUUAAAAAAAAACAACAACAAUAAAUUACCCUUUGUGUACAUAUUUGUCAUCAACAGCUAUUGAACACUAAACUAAAUAUCCCAUCUUUUUCACACUUUAGCAUUAUUGUCUCAACACUGCCAGCACUUGGACCACCGAAUACGUAAGACAAUCUGAAGCACUCGUCAUCUAAGUUAUUCAUAUUUUCCAAUUGGAGUAGCCAAGAAAGAUAAGGAGCAUCUUUGUGGCUCAGUCUCACGUCACACACACUUCCCUUCACAAGGCCCACGUUUUAACACAUGCGAAAAUAAUUGUUGUGUGUUUUUUUUUACGUCCUCAAGAUGUGGUUGUUGUUUUUUUUAUUCCUCAGUUAUGCAAAUUGUUACUGGAGAUUCUGUCAUGUGUUUUGUAAACUCUUUUGAAUACAAUAAACCUGCUUUCAGAAACAA